UAUUGUGAGAUCCAAGAGAAAAGGAGAGAAAAUCACAGAUCAGAGAGAACCUUUUUGAAAAAAAAAAACGAUGCCGUACUACACCAGAGAAGAGGAUGAAGUCGACGAUUUCGACGAGUUCGAUCCAACGCCGUACAGCGGUGGCUACGACAUCACCGUGAUCUACGGCCGUCCGAUCCCACCUUCCGAUGAGACUUGUUACCCUCUCUCUUCUGGAGUCGAUGACGAUUUCGAAUACGAGAGACCUGAAUUCACCUCGAUCCAUGAUCCAUCUGCCUACGCCGAAGAAGCUCUUCAGACCGAGUACAGUAGCUACUCUCGACCCAAGCCCCGACCCGCAUUUCGACCCGAUUCGGCCGGAGGCGGUCACGUGCAAGGCGAAAGACCUAACCCUGGUUACGGAUCUGAAUCCGGUUAUGGCCGGAAACCGGAAUCGGAGUACGGAUCCGGGUACGGUGGUCAGACGGAGACCGAAUACGGUAGGAGACCUGAGUCGGGAUACGGUGGGGAAACGGAGACGGAGUAUGGUCGGAGACCUGAGCAGGGUUACGGAUCUGGCUAUGGUGGUCGAACGGAGGCUGAAUCGGAGUAUGGAUCUGGUGGACGAACCGAGGUUGAGUAUGGUCGGAGACCUGAAUCUGGGUAUGGUGGGGGAUCUGAGACCGGGUAUGGAUCCGGGUAUGAAAAGAAACCGAGUUUCGGUGAAGAGAGGAGCGAGUAUGAGCGUAAGCCUAGCUAUGGAAGAUCUGAGGAACAAGAAGAAGGUUACAGGAAGCCUAGCUAUGGAAGAUCUGAGGAGCAGGUUGAAAGUUACAUUAAGCCUAGCUAUGGAAGAUCUGAGGAACAGGAGGAAGAAGGUUACAGGAAGCCGAGUUAUGGACGAUCUGAGGAAGAAGAAGAAGGUUACAGGAAGCCUAGCUAUGGAAGAUCUGAGGAGGAAGAAGGUUACAGGAAGCCUAGUUAUGGAAGAUCUGAGGAAGAAGAAGAAGGUUACAGGAAGCCUAGCUAUGGAAGAUCUGAGGAGCAGGAGGAAGGAAGUUACAGGAAGCCUAGCUAUGGAAGGUCUGAGGAGCAGGUAGAGAGUUACAUAAGGCCCAGCUAUGGAAGAUCUGAGGAACAGGAGGAAGAAGGUUACAGGAAGCCAAGCUAUGGAAGGUCCGAGGAACAGGAAGAAGGAAGUUACAGGAAGCCUAGCUAUGGUGAUGAUGAGGAAGGGAGCUAUGGCCGCAAGAAAUAUGGUGGCAAUGACUCUGAUGAGGAUGAGGAGAAGAAGCAGUAUCGUUACAAGCAUCACCACCAGAGGCGUCGUGAUGAAGACGAUGACUAAACACUCUCUCAGUGCUGUAUGAGAAAGUGCUUAUUGCUUAGCUUCUAAUUUCUUACUACUAAAUAAAAAGCUAAGUCUUUAUAUCUUUCAAGAUUGGUGUUGUUUGUUUGAAUUUUCUUUAGAUACAGCAAAGUCUGUGUCACACUAUAUGUCUGAGUUUGUUGGUGGUUCAUAAUAAAGACCUUGAAUUUGUAUCGGGUCACCAUGUAUCUGUUGCUACUCUGUUUUCGAUUUUGUGUUAUGAUACUUUUACCUCUUUUUAUACAUAUAAGUUAUAUAA
Messenger RNA from Eutrema salsugineum, 1607 nucleotides. RefSeq lists its product as uncharacterized. The record is from RefSeq and is a predicted model, not a curated record. Bases 71 to 1327 code for a protein of 418 amino acids. Gene Ontology annotation, molecular function: phosphatidic acid binding. Lineage: Eukaryota; Viridiplantae; Streptophyta; Magnoliopsida; Brassicales; Brassicaceae. The transcript is spliced from 2 exons.